Molecule: messenger RNA, 679 nt
Organism: Paramuricea clavata
Lineage: Eukaryota; Metazoa; Cnidaria; Anthozoa; Malacalcyonacea; Plexauridae
Source: the annotation of a GenBank genome assembly
AUGGGCAAUUCCAAUGCUAAACCAAAUACCAGUAGACCUGUUGAUACUACUCGCGCUAAGCCUAAAGAACAAAGAACCAUGGGCAAUUCCAGUGCUAAACCAAAUACUAGUAGACCUGUUGAUACUACUCGCGAUAAGCCUAAAGAACAAAGAACCAUGGGCAAUUCCAGUGCUAAACCAAAUACUAGUAGACCUGUUGAUACUACUCGCGAUAAGCCUAAAGAACAAAGAACCAUGGGCAAUUUAAAUGUUAAACCAGAUCAAUGCUAAACCAAAUACCAGUAGACCUGUUGAUACUACUCGCGCUAAGCCUAAAGAACAAAGAACCAUGGGCAAUUCCAGUGCUAAACCAAAUACUAGUAGACCUGUUGAUACUACUCGCGAUAAGCCUAAAGAACAAAGAACCAUGGGCAAUUCCAGUGCUAAACCAAAUACUAGUAGACCUGUUGAUACUACUCGCGCUAAGCCUAAAGAACAAAGAACCAUGGGCAAUUUAAAUGUUAAACCAAAUACCAGUAGACCUGUUGAUAAUACUCGCGAUAAGCCUAAAGAACAAAGAACCAUGGGCAAUUCCAGUGCUAAACCAAAUACUAGUAGACCUGUUGAUACUACUCGCGAUAAGCCUAAAGAACAAAGAACCAUGGGCAAUUCCAGUGCUAAACCAAAUACUAGUAGACCU